AUGUCAAGUGCUGAUGAGAUCAGGGCCAAGCGUUUGGCCAGAUUAGCUGCUAUGUCAAGUAGUAGCUCCAGUUCAACACAACAAUCGCCUGCAAAUCAAGAAUCAAAUACUCAACCAACGAAUCAACCAAGUCCAACCAUUGACAGUUCUGAAAAAUCCCAACCAAUUGUCAAGCCGGAACCAGAAAAACCAGCUACUCCUGUUAAGACACCGGUAGAUCAAUCAUUACCAAAAGAGGAUCAGAUAUCACAAUGGAUCAGAUUGGAAUUGGAAUACAUUUUUCAAGCAACUAUAAAAUCGUCUGAUAGCAACACUAAAGGACUAAUAUUUCUACCUAAUUUGGCUUAUGAAAUAACUGAAGCUAGCGUCAAGUUGAACGAAGAUCACAUAGAAUCUAUUUUCAUGGAAAUUUUAACAGAAGUGGGAAUACCAAAAAGAUACAAGAUCCCAAUGGAAUAUUUGUACACUGUCUACCAUGGUGCAUUCAAAGCCAAGAGAACAUUACCCGUAAAAGCCUCAUUCUACGAAGACAAAAUCGCUUUCUUGAAUAAAGUUAUCAGUCUCUCAACCUCAUAUGCCAGCAUGGGAUUCCAGGUCCCUGAUAUGUUUCUCAAUAAUGAUUUACGCCAAUCACUCGAUUUUUUCAUUAAUAGGUUUGGUGACGUUUCUUCAUUUUUAAUGGACAUAAUCCAGUUUAGUAUCGAAGAUGAAUCCUUGCUUGAAUUGUUGAAUUUAUUUUUCCCUUAUAUAAGUGCAAAAUUGCAAAGAGCCAAUUUAGGUGAACGUACUUACUUGAAUUAUAUUUCAAUUUUCCAAUCUUUGGUUUCCUUAAAACCAGUGGCUGCAAUUUUUUCCCAAAUCCAGGGUUUCCAACCUCCAGAUAUAAACAAUCCAUUGGACUAUGAACAAAAGACAUUAUUGGGACCAUUGUUGAGAAUUUCUCCACUAUUAAAUGAAAUGGGAAUUUGCUAUUUCGAGGGUGAUGUUUCAUCAAUGACUCCUGCUCAAUUGAACAAUACUUAUGGCUCAAUUGUGAGUGAACUAAAAGUUAUUAUUGAUCAUAUGUUGGCUAUUGUCGAUAAGUUAAUCAGGGGGUCUGCCAAAACUAGAGAAGAUUUAUUGAAAUGGUUUGCUAAGUUGAUUAAUUUGAGUCAUUUGAGAAGAGGUAGUCAUGCAAAUUUUGAGAAAUUACCAAGUGAUGGUAUAAUGUAUAACAUCUCAAUGGUGUUGAUAAGAUUAAGUUUGCCCUUCUUGGAUCACCCAACAUUCGGGAAGAUUGAUAAGAUUGAUGUCAAUUAUUUUUUGAAAAGUAAUUUGAUUGACAUUUCAGAAGAAUCCAGAGUUAAUUCAACUAUUGAAGAAGCCAAUAAUUACUACUCUGAGAAAAAGGCUGCAGCAAGUCCAGAGGAGUUAGCAGCACCAAAUUUCAUUUCUGAUUGUUUCAAUUUAACUUUAGCGUACUUGCACUAUGGUAUGGGUGGUAUUUUCAACAAGUAUGAGCGUAUUAGUCGUCAAAUCCAACAAAUGGAACCCAGAUUGGCUACUUUAGAAUCUGGUGGGGCUAUACCAGGCGUUACUCCUGCUAUGGCAAAUUCUAUGAGAAGAGAGCUUCCUAGAUUUAAAAAUGACAUGCGGUUAUUACGUACCAGGAAGCAAGUGGUUAAAGCUGUAUUCAAUGACAGAAGCUUGCAGUUGGAAGUGUUUGAUUUUGUUAUUGGGGCAGUCACAUUUAUUACCAGAAUGAUUGAUUCGAAACACCAAUAUCCACUUGUGAAGCUUUCUAUUCCUAUUUUUAAAAUUUCCAAUAUUUCACAAUUGGAUGAUCAUGAAUUUUUGAAAACCAAGACCCCUGAGCCUUGGAAAUACUAUCCUGAGUUUAUCUUGGAAGGGAUCAUCAAUUAUUGUAAAUUUUCUGCUAAUUAUAUAGGAUGUCCUUUGGUUUCCAAUGAAGAUAAAUUGAACAUUUUUGUUGAGCUUCUGACAAUAUUGUUGAGAUGUCCCGAAUUGAUUGGUAAUCCACACAUGAAGGCAAAUUUAGUUGAAUUAUUGUAUAUUGGGUCCCUUCCAAUGCAAAAUGGUAACCCAGGUUUUAUGGCUAAUAUUUUCAAUGGUAAUCGCAUGGUUAUGGAUAAUAUCUUAUAUUCUUUACUUGACUUUUACGUCAUGGUAGAAAAAACCGGUGCUUCAUCCCAAUUUUAUGAUAAAUUCAACAGUCGUUAUUAUAUAUCUGUCAUUUUAGAAGAAUUGUGGAAGAAUCCUCGCUAUCGUUUCCAAUUGACUGACUAUUCCAAAAACAAUGUUGAUUUUUUCAUCAGAUUCAUUGCCAGAAUGUUGAAUGAUACCACAUACUUGUUAGAUGAAACAUUUAAUUGUUUGAAUUCAAUCCACGAUUUGCAACAAGAAUUGAAAAAGAGACAAGCUCAAGGUGAAGCUGACGAGACAAUGGGUACUGAUGAGGAGUUAUCUAAUAACUUGGAAGAAAAUGAACGUAAAGUCAAGUCGUACAUGGGAUUGUCCAAUAAGACAAUGGAGUUGUUUAAAUUGUUUACCGAGGAAGUUCCAAGUGGGUUCGUUUUGCCAGAAAUAGUUGAUAGAUUAGCUGGUAUGUUGGACUAUAACUUGUCCAUUAUGGUGGGACCAAAGUGCUCCAACUUGAAAGUUGCUGAACCAGAGAAGUAUGGCUUUGAACCUAAGAAAAUUUUGACCGACUUGGUUCAAAUCUAUGUCAAUUUAUCAACUCAACCAGCAUUUGUUACUGCUGUUGCAAGGGAUGGACGAUCAUUCAACAUUUCUUAUUUCAAGAAGGCAGAAAACAUAUUGAGAACAAAAACUUUUGUUAAAAAUGAAGUUAUUAACACUUUGGUUGAAUUUGCUAAUCAAGCUGAAACCACAAGGGUAGCUGAGGAAAAUGAAGAGUUGGAGUUGGGAGAAAUUCCAGAUGAAUUCUUGGAUCCAUUGAUGUUUACUUUAAUGGAAGAUCCAGUUAUUUUACCUUCUUCCAAGAUAAGUAUUGACAGAUCAACUAUUAAGGCACAUUUAUUGAGUGAUUCGACAGAUCCUUUUAAUAGAAUGCCUUUGAAACUCGAGGAUGUAAUUGAUGAUGUUGAGUUGAAACAAAAAAUCACAGAGUUUAAACAACUGAAGAAACAAGAGAAACUUGAUCAAGAGGACGUGGUAAUGAAAGAGUAA
This is a messenger RNA of Candida tropicalis MYA-3404, 3189 nucleotides long. Its product is annotated as ubiquitin-ubiquitin ligase. The record is from RefSeq and is a predicted model, not a curated record. Gene Ontology annotation, molecular function: ubiquitin-ubiquitin ligase activity. Gene Ontology annotation, biological process: protein polyubiquitination. The coding region runs from base 1 to 3189 and encodes 1062 amino acids. The transcript has a single exon. Gene Ontology annotation, cellular component: ubiquitin ligase complex; nucleus; cytoplasm. NCBI's taxonomy places the organism in Eukaryota, Fungi, Ascomycota, Pichiomycetes, Serinales, Debaryomycetaceae.